This is a messenger RNA of Apaloderma vittatum (bar-tailed trogon), 2241 nucleotides long. Its product is annotated as E3 ubiquitin-protein ligase UHRF2-like. The record is from RefSeq and is a predicted model, not a curated record. The annotation marks the transcript as partial. The transcript is spliced from 10 exons. Gene Ontology annotation, molecular function: ubiquitin protein ligase activity; metal ion binding. Gene Ontology annotation, biological process: protein ubiquitination; negative regulation of gene expression via chromosomal CpG island methylation. NCBI's taxonomy places the organism in Eukaryota, Metazoa, Chordata, Aves, Trogoniformes, Trogonidae.
GUAUUGUCCUUCCUGCAAAAAUGAUUCUAAUGAAGUUGUAAAGGCUGGAGAAAAGCUCAAACAGAGUAAAAAGAAAGCAAAGAUGCCAUCUGCCAGUACUGAAAGCCAGAGAGACUGGGGCAAGGGCAUGGCCUGUGUUGGUCGCACUAAGGAAUGCACUAUUGUUCCUUCAAAUCAUUAUGGACCUAUACCUGGUGUUCCUGUUGGGACAACCUGGAAGUUCAGAGUUCAGGUGAGCGAAGCAGGUGUUCACAGACCGCAUGUGGGUGGAAUCCAUGGACGCAGUAAUGAUGGAGCUUAUUCACUUGUAUUAGCUGGAGGAUUUGAAGAUGAAGUGGAUCGAGGAGAUGAAUUCACUUACACUGGCAGUGGAGGUAGAGAUCUUUCUGGAAAUAAAAGGAUUGGAGAGCAUUCAUUUGAUCAGACAUUAACACACAUGAAUAGGGCAUUGGCCCUUAACUGUGAUGCCCCACUGGAUGACAAAAAUGGAGCGGAAUCUAAGAACUGGAGAGCUGGUAAGCCAGUCAGAGUGGUACGCAGUUCAAAAGGACGGCGAAUCAGCAAGUAUGCCCCAGAGGAAGGCAACAGAUAUGAUGGCAUUUAUAAGGUGGUGAAAUACUGGCCAGAAAUUGGAAAAUGUGGAUUUUUAGUUUGGCGCUAUCUUCUGAGGAGAGAUGAUGUUGAGCCUGCACCUUGGACUUCAGAAGGAAUAGAGCGGUCAAAGAAACUUGGUCUGAGCGUACAGUAUCCAGAAGGUUAUCUGGAAGCCAUGGCUAGUAAGGAGAAGAAAGAUAAGGUUAAAAAGCAAACCGUCAAACAGGAGCCAACCAGCCAGAGUAAUGGAAACCAGAAAAGGACAAUUGAUGAUGGUAUAGAGGAACCUACAAAUACACCCAAAGCCAUGAGGAUGGGAGAUGGAGGGAAAGGAGAGGCUUUCCAGUUGACCCAAGAGCAGCAAUGGCUGAUUAGAGAAGACUGUAUGAACCAGAAACUGUGGGAUGAAGUACUUGCUUCUCUUAAGGAAGGACCAAAUUUUCUGAAGAAACUGGAACAAUCCUUUAUGUGUGUCUGCUGCCAGGAGCUGGUUUACCAGCCAGUGACAACAGAGUGCCUCCACAACGUCUGUAAAAGUUGUUUACAGCGCUCCUUCAGAGCAGAAGUCUUCACCUGCCCUGCCUGCCGCUAUGACCUGGGAAAGGGCUACACCAUGGUUCCCAACAAGAUCCUGCAGACACUACUGGACCAGUUCUUCCCUGGUUACAGUAAAGGACGAUGAUGUGCUCAGAUCCUUCUGAACUUCUUCCAGUGACUGUAUAGAGAGUAAAGGAGAAUAAAAAUGGGAAAUUCAGCAGUGGACCAGCCAGCUCGAUGGGACUCAGUAUAUUGACACAUUUUGAAGCAGCUAACCCUCUUCCCCUUGUAGCCAUCUUUUUGGUGUAGUGAGAACUCUUAAUUCUCAGCUGUCUUUUAACAUCAAGGGUAGUUUUGGCGAGUUAACAAAUAGUUUUUAAAGAAAGGAAAAAAAAAAGCCUCAGCUCUUACUGGCCUAGCUGAUGCUUAAUUUAUGAUUUUUUUUGUUUUCUGUAACUACCUCAGGACAGAGGAAAAUAAAUUGUGGGGAUGACAAAAAGUUAGUUAAGUUUUAGCUACACACUGCCUCAUGAAUAUUAGUUGUGCCUGGUCCAUGUGGUUUGAUUUAAAAACAGACAACAAAACAAACCAAAACAAAAAAUCUGCAAAAAAUGGCAACCCCCCCCCCAGAAACAGCACUUAAGCCAGCUGGAUUAAAGAACAGCAAAUUCUGUGGUGUGCAUAAUCCUUUUUUGUCUUUUUCUUCUAUUAUGCUGUAUUUUUUUGCAAGAACAGGCUGAUUUUUAGUCUAUUUUUGUGAGCUUCAUUGUGCUUUUCUUGUAUCUUAUGCAAGUUGACUACUAAUGACUAAUGAGAACAAUAUGAAUGCAUUGUUGCUGCAUUAGUGUAAAGUGAUCUGUGUUUUUUGCACUUAAAGAGGGUAUUCAAGACACUCUAGUUGUGUAAAAAAUAUUUCAUAUAAAAAAGCCACUUCUGUAUUAGUUAAACUGUAUGCUUUUAGUAGGUCUUGUAUCAGUGGCAAUACAUCUACACAGCAUUUGAAGGCAGUGCUAGCUUGGAGAGGGUUCAAAUCGCUUCAUAUUGUGAUCUGAAAUUUUAUAUACAAUAUAUCCCCCCCCCAAAUAUACCUUAUUAAAUAUUUUAUGAUUC